CCUGCUUAGCUUCAGCAAGGAUGCCAUGAUAUGUGCCUUCCACCUGUAUACCAGGAUCCAUUCAAGAGAGGGAGAAGAAAAGCCCUGAUGGUAUUUUCUUGUGAAUUCUGCUCCUGAGUAAUUCCUCAGCAUCAGGGAUGAGUCAAAAAAUGAAGCUAUUGCAGCUGCUCUAAGUUGAUCUUGUUUUGGAGACUUGUUUUGGAGGCUGCACAGUCAUACUUUCUGUAUGGAGGACACAUGGAAGCAGAUCGAGUGUCAUCUAUGGAGGAUUGCUUGCAAGGAGAUCGGAAAUCCUGAAAUUCUUUGCAUUUUCUUUUCUGGCAUCUGAGUUGCCAGUGCUUGAAUUCCCAAAGGCCUGACCUCUUGUGCGUUAACUUUCACCAGCGAAGCACCUUGAUUUGUCUCAAAAGCAAUGAGGCGUGAUAGACCCCAAGAGAGGGCAGCCAGCUGGCCAGCCGAGCACAUCAAAGUACUCCUUGCCCUGUGGACUGAGGCGGCAGUGACUCACGAUCUUAGCUCCCACGGGAGGAACCGUGCUGUGUAUGAUGGCAUUUCCCAGCGUCUUGCAGAAAUGGGCAUUUACCGGACUGGGGAUCAAUGCCGGGAGAAAAUGAAAGGUCUGAAAGUGGCCUACCGCAAAGCCAAAGAAAACAACUCAGUGGGGCGGCCACCCAUCAAGUGUCCAUUCUAUGAUGAGAUAGACCAGAUAAUGACACAGUACAUCAACUGCAGGCCUGGCUUUCCCUCAGAGGCUAGUGAAGGAUCCAACACCAUUGUAGACAGGCAGGAAGGACUCCCUAUCUCUGAACCCUGGGGGUCCCAGUCUGGCAUCUCUGAACGCUGGGGGUCCCAAGUCUCUGGACACUGGCUGUCACAGACUGCUGCCUCUGAAAGUCAAGGGACAGAUGAAUUCAGCUAUGUCCAGGCAGAGUCUCAAGAUGCCUUUGGUGAGAUCCAAGUCAUCCCGGUCCAAGUGAAGGAAGAGGAAUCAGAGGAUGAAAUAUCACCUGAGCUUGAUGUGGCCUCCCCUAUAGUGAUGGAACCACAACCUACACCAAGGCAUCUCAUCUCCAUGCUUGACCAGCGUCCUCACCUUCGAACCCGGAAGCAAAAGGCUCAGGGAGAGGGGCAGUCAAGCUAUCAGAGGGGUGCGAGCCAGAAGUACAACCGUUCCCAUCAUCUGGAGCUGCAGAGAAUGCAGAGACAGGUGGCCAGCCAAGCAGAGGAGAAGCAGAGUUUAGCAGAGUUCAUCCAGCAUGACAGGGAGAUGCGCCGGGAGGACAGGGAGUUCCAAGCCCAGCUCUUUGAGAAACUUUUCCAGAAGCAAACAGAGCUUGUCCAGGCCCUGUCGCAGAGAGCUCCUGUCAGCCCUACCUCUACUGCCUGUAACAAUGCCCUGCAGACCUUGCUAGUGUCUGCAAAGAACGGAGCAGGAGCAGCUGCAGGCUCUGGUUCCCAGCUGCAGGCUUUGUUAGAACAGAUAAUGCAGGCUGAAAUAUCAGGGAAGGGUCUGACCAGGCUUGCUGUGAAGGAGGCCCUUGGAGGAGCUGUGAAAGUGCCUCCUGAGGCACAGUACUGGACUGCUGAAGAGAUCCUCAGAUGGCUGCUUUCUCAGCAAUCGCCUGGCGACCAGAGUCAAGAGGUGCUAGUGACCUCCAGACCAUCUCCUGCCAUGGUACAAGCAGGGACAGAGCCUGGCAAAAGCCAUAACAAAGCCCAGCAGCUCUGUGGCAACAACUACACCGAAGCGACGGAAACUGAUGCAGACACUGAAACACAGCGCCAGUGUUUCAGGCAGUUCUGCUACCAGGAUGCCUGUGGGCCCCAAGAAGUUUAUAGGUGCCUGUGGGACCUUUCGCAUCAGUGGCUGAGGCCAGAGGUCCGCACCAAAGAGCAGAUCAUGGAGUUGCUGGUGGUUGAGCAAUUUUUGAAUAUCUUACCGGAGGAAAUCCAAACCUUGGUACGUGAGUGUCAGCCAGAAAAUGGCAAGGAGGCGGUGGCCCUGGCAGAGAGGUUCCAGCUUCACUUUGAGUCCAAGAGGCAACGGGACCAGACACGAGUGACAUCAGAGGACAUGGCUACAGUUUCUUCCCGGGGAAAAUGGGAUGAGAAUGAAACACGAGCAUACGCCAAAGAUAGCCAAGAGAACCCCAGGAGGACCGGCUUACUUGGUACAGAAGCGCACCUUCGACUGAGGAAGAGGCCAAAGUCAGGUCCAAGGGAAUGGAUUGCAUCCAAGCAAGGUGGUGAACAGGAAGAUGCAACAGCAAAACAAAGGAAGCUGGAUCGUAGCUUAGAGGAGCAGGAGACAACUGAGGCUGUGGAGAGAGCAAACCACAGGCCAACUCCUGUGCGAGGAAAGCAUGAUGGGAAAGUCAAAGGGCAAGAAAGAUCAGGGCGUGCUGCUGCUGUGGCUGGGGAGAGUCCAGCGGAGGGGGGAGCGAAGGUAGAGGGCAGUGGCAGGGUUUCAGACUCUCUGAAUGGGGCUUCUCGUGCCUUGCGCAUGCGGAAGACACCAGUGAGUCUUCUGCCAUCUCAGCUGACUUUUGACAAGGAUGAUGCUGCAUCCAGCCCUCAGCAUAGGAAUGACAGCCGCACAUCUCCUGAGGCAGAUGGACCUUCCCUCAGUGACAGCAUCGACUUGCUGGAUUCUCCAUGGAGUGGAAACGGCAGUGGUGACACAACCCACGAUGGGCCCUCUGAUUCCAGGGUGCCACCAUCCUGUGCUGACUGUGCUGUGUUGAAAGCUGAACUGGACACCGUCCGUGAGGAGCUCAGGAUAACCCAAGCUUCCAUGCUCUAUGGACUAAGUGGAACCUCCCUACAAGACUUAUCAGAGGCUCUUGGUACUAUUGUGCACAUCCUCAACAACAGGAGACCUUCAUCAGCAACAAAUGCAUCCCAGAAAGAAAUCCCCAAUAGGCCAGUAUGGCAGGAAAGAAAUUGUUUCUGAACCAUCAAAUGACCUGAACUUUACCCCAACACCAAGACAACCAAGAAAUUCAUCGGCAAUAGUGACAGCAUUAGGAUGGAGGCCUGAAUUUAAACAACAAUGUCCUCAGCUCCUGUUGUCUAAGUCCCGCAACUGGCCUUGCUACAUUCAUUAUCUCCCCCCUCCCCCUUAGAGCCUCAUGUAAGUUACUCAGGCUGCAGCAAGACGUAGAAGCUCUGGAGCUGAUGCUCUUUGCCUGCAGUGAUGCAGGCGCCGACAGUCAUGAUUUCGUUUGCCUUUUUAAUGUUAAACUAGGAUUUAUUUGGUUUUGAUUUUUUUAUACAGUAGUAGUAGUUUCUUCCUGCUUGGACCUAAAUAAAGCA
Eublepharis macularius is the source of this 3315-nucleotide messenger RNA. RefSeq lists its product as uncharacterized. NCBI's taxonomy places the organism in Eukaryota, Metazoa, Chordata, Lepidosauria, Squamata, Eublepharidae. The record is from RefSeq and is a predicted model, not a curated record. The coding region runs from base 413 to 2953 and encodes 846 amino acids. The transcript is spliced from 7 exons.